AUGAGCACUUCUUCGUCUACCCCCAUCUAUACUGAGCUGAAAGUCAACCUCAACAAACCUCUUCAUGAACACAGAGAAUACAGAUUUUUCACUUUGCAAAACCAGCUCGAGGUCUUGCUAAUUCACGACCCUGAUCCUACCCACAUCAAAUCCACUGCUUCUUUAGAUGUCAACGUUGGUUCCUUCAGUGAUCCUCCACAUUUAGAGGGCCUAGCUCAUUUCUGCGAGCAUUUGUUGUUCAUGGGCACCAAAAUGUUUCCCAAUGAAAAUGACUAUCUGAAAUUUCUAUCAAACCACUCUGGCUCUUCAAAUGCUUAUACUGCGACUGAACACACAAACUACUAUUUCUCCAUCGACUCAAACUAUCUUCUUGAAGCUCUAGUUAGGUUUAGCAGGUUUUUCAUUGAUCCUCUUUUCUUAAAGACCUGUCAAGAUCGAGAAAUUAUCGCUAUCAAUAACGAAAAUAACAAGAAUUUGCAAAAUGAACAUCGAAGAUUCAACCAAAUCUUCAAAUUCUUAAUCGAUCCUAUUCAUCCCUACAGCAAAUUUACAACUGGUAACUUGGACACUCUUAAACAUGAUCCAGAAUCAAAAAACAUUGACAUUAGAAAUGAGUUGAUAAAUUGGUACAACAACCACUACUCAAGUAAUAUAAUGAAAUUGACCAUUCUAUCAAAUUUAAAAAUCAAUGACAUUAAAUCAGAAAUUUUCCACAUUUUUAAUCAAAUUCAAAAUAAGAAUCUAAAUUUAUCUCAAAUUCAAUCUUACAAUAACAUCCUAAUAAAACCAAUAAACCCUCAAUCAAACUGGAUCACCUAUAAAUCAAUAAAGGAAAUUAAAUCUCUAAAAUUAGUAUUCCCCAUAAAUUUAUCAAAGGUUGAUUAUUACUCCUACAAUCCUUUUAAAACCAUCUCCCAUUUAAUUGGUGAUGAAACUGAUGGCACCCUAUUGAAAUACUUGAAAUUUAAUAAAAACUGGUCCACUAAUCUAAUGACAAGUUUCCAGCUAGUCUCUGAAAAUAAUUUUCUCUUCAUAACAGAAAUCCUUUUAACAAAGUCUUCUUUCAAGAAUAACGAAAUCAUCUCAGAAAUAUUACUCAAUUUCUUUCAAUACAUCAAAAUGCUAUCCUCCUUAAAUGAACACCAAUUACGAAGAAUUAACAAUGAAAUUGACCAAAUUUCAAAGAUUAAUUUCAGAUUUAAAGAAAAUUCCUCCAAUGAUAAUAACACUGUUUCAAAAUUAUCAAAUGACUUGCAUCUCAAUGAAUUCUCUAGAGACCAUCUUCUCGACCAUGAUUAUAAAUUCACCACAAAAUUUAAUUUCCACAAAAUUAACCAUUUCUUAAAGUUGCUCAAUCCUGAUAACCUAUUAAUAUUUCAAGGAAAUAAUGAAUUUGAAGGGUUACAAUUACCUUUAAAGGAAAAAAUAUAUGGCUCCCAAUACGCAAAACAAUCAAUUAACCCAGCUUUACUAGAAAAUUUGAAAAAUUGUCUUCCAAACCCAAACUUCCACUUACCUGCUCCAAACCCUUUGAUUCCUCAAAAUUUCGAUAUAUUAAACCAAAGACAUGAUAUCUCACACAUGAUGAAAAGACAACCUCUACUAUUAAGACAAUCAGAUUACUACAAUAUUUGGUUUAAACCAGAUGAUUUCUUUGGUCAACCAAAAGGAAAUAUAUAUCUAAAUUUUAAAACCCCAAUAGCAAACUCAUCUCCAAUCAACCAAACUUUGACAGCCAUCUUUUUAGAAUUGUUUCUUUUAAAAUUCAAUGAUAUGAUUUAUUUUGCAAAACUUGCCAGCAUAGGUUUGGUAAUGAGCAGAAAUACUACCGGUUUUAAUAUAAUAAUUCAGGGCUUUAAUGAUAAAAUUUUGUCCUUUUGUAAAAGUUUGUUAUCGGAUUUAGCAGAUUUUCACAAUGACACAGAAAUCAUUAAUUCUCAAAAAUUUCACAUUGUCAAAGAACAAAUAAUUAAAUCAUACAUGAACUCAGAAUUUAAAGAACCCUAUAGACAAACUCUUAAAUAUUUUAAAAAUAUCAUUCACGACCAGUCAUGGACUUCAGAUCAAAAAUUGUACUAUUUGUUUAAUGAAACAAUUGACGAAAAUAGCACAUUGCAGCAGAAAGAAUUUAUAAACUUAGAAUCGUUCAAGGUCUUUUCUAAGCAAUUGUAUGAUCAGCUUUUUAUUGAUGUUCUUGUUCAUGGAAAUUUCAAAGAUUCAAUUGAUUCGCCAAUUGCUGAUCAAAUUGAAAAAAUUAUAUACUCAUCUUUCGUUAAUAAUUUGUCAUCUCAAAACUUGGAUAUUGCAAAAUUAUAUCUGAAUCAAAUCACAAAUAGUUAUCGUUCCUACUUGUUACCAAAAGGAAAAUCUUAUUCUCAUAAAGUUGUUUUUAAGAAAAAUGAAACCCCCAAUUCAGCUAUUGACUAUUUCAUCCAAAUAGGUGAUCUAAAACAUAUUAACAAUGCUAGAAAAUUAAUGAUGUUGUAUCUACUUGAUGAAUUUAUCCACGAGCCUGCUUUCAAUCAGCUAAGAACAAAAGAACAACUAGGUUACAUUGUCUUUGCCAAACCUAGAAUGGUUCAUCUGACGGUUGGUUAUAAAAUCAUUGUUCAGUCACAUAGAAGUUCAAAGUACUUGCAAUCAAGAAUCAAUAAUUUUUUCAAUAAUUUUAUGAAAGAUUAUAUCCACAAUCUCACAGACAAAGAAUUCGAAGUGAAAAAGAACUCACUAAGGAUUAAAUUGAAAUCAUCAGUUUCACAGCCAGUGAACUUCCGAAAUUUAAAUUCUGAGUUUUACUUUUAUGCUUCCAAAAUCCUGUCUAAUUUUUAUAAUUUUGAUUUAGUUUUCAAACAACUUUUCCUUCUAGGCUUUGAGGACAAUGGAUAUGAAAUCACGAAACAGGAUAUUAUCAAUUUUUACGAUGAAUACUUUCUUAAUUCUAAGAGCAGUGCUAAGCUUAUCCUUCAUUUGGUUUCAUCGAACAAGAAAACUGAAGACCAGAAAAUUAAAGAUCUUCAAAUAAAUGAUGGUGAUUAUGACGAAAUAACAGAUAUAAAUGAUGCCAAAAGUCAAAUGGUGUUAACGAAAUCUCCAAUACCAUUAAAACCACUUCAAAAUUAUUAUAAAUUAUAG
Ascoidea rubescens DSM 1968 is the source of this 3132-nucleotide messenger RNA. RefSeq lists its product as uncharacterized. Bases 1 to 3132 code for a protein of 1043 amino acids. Gene Ontology annotation, cellular component: mitochondrion; cytosol. The record is from RefSeq and is a predicted model, not a curated record. Gene Ontology annotation, molecular function: metal ion binding; metalloendopeptidase activity. Lineage: Eukaryota; Fungi; Ascomycota; Saccharomycetes; Ascoideales; Ascoideaceae. Gene Ontology annotation, biological process: peptide catabolic process. The transcript has 2 exons.